Messenger RNA from Exophiala spinifera, 2625 nucleotides. RefSeq lists its product as uncharacterized. Lineage: Eukaryota; Fungi; Ascomycota; Eurotiomycetes; Chaetothyriales; Herpotrichiellaceae. Gene Ontology annotation, cellular component: RQC complex. Gene Ontology annotation, biological process: ribosome-associated ubiquitin-dependent protein catabolic process; rescue of stalled cytosolic ribosome. The transcript has a single exon. The coding region runs from base 1 to 2625 and encodes 874 amino acids. The record is from RefSeq and is a predicted model, not a curated record.
AUGUCUUCCAGAGCCUUACGAAAACUCCAGCGUGAGCAAGAACUCCAGCGACAAAUCGAAGCGGCCAAAAGGGCAUACGAAGAGGCCGAGGAGUCGGAGGAAGAGGAUGAUCUGCUAACCAGCUCCAAUCGUCCAGUCAAUGCAUUCGACAUGCUAGAAGAUGCUGAGAAUAACGAGGACGAGCCAGAAGAAGAUUUGCCCGCCUCACAACCCGCAGUGCCCGCAGAAACUACACCUCCCCCAUCGUCCUCAAAGUCUAAAAAGAAGAAGAAGAAAGGCAAAGGGAAGAGCAAGCCGAAGACCAAGAACAUUGAAUCCACCAUACAGCAAGACGAAUCAGGAGAUGAAGUCGAUCGAGCUCUCAAGGAGUUGGCAAUCAAGGAGGCCCGGGCGACUACCGCCACUGAAGAUGAAACCCCAACCUGGGAGGCCCGGGCGACUAAGUUACUCGCGAUAGACGAAAAGAAUCUCAACCCUGUGAAUGAAAUGAAAAGUCUUUUUGGGAGCAUUGCUCUAGAGACACAAGAGUCUAGAGCCAAUUCACGCCAGCAGCGGCGCCGCGAUCAGAAUCUCCAAGGCGGAGUUGACUUGGCAACUGCGCUUACAGGCCGAUAUUGUGUUGGAAGCAGAGGUAAAGAGUUGGGCGCACUUGCUCACCGAAGGAAUAUUUUCGUGCAAGGCAGAGAAGAAUGGCCAUUGGCCACAAGUGGUGGAUUGAGCAUGGAGUACGUCAACGACUCGAGGCACGAUCUGAAAACGACCUCGUUCGAGAAAACCUACAACAUCAUGCACAAUACACUCUACCAGGAAACUCAAUUACAGUUUCGCAUGGCGGUUGAAUCUAUGGAUCCGCAACGGAUGAUAGGUCUGCUGUCGAUGUAUCCCUAUCACAUCGCUACUCUACUCCAGGUAUCGGAAAUCGCCAAACACCAAGGUGAUCACGCUGUCUCCGGGGACCUGUUGGAGCGGGCCUUAUUCUCUUUCGGCAAGUCGGUACACAGCUCUUUUCCAGCCUCGCUAAGAACAGGUGUCGCACGGAUACCGUUCGAUAAGCCGGCCAACCGAGAACUCUACUUGGCAAUAUGGCGGUACGUUAAGAACCUUGAGAUGAGAGGCACAUGGCGGACGGCGUUUGAGUGGAGUAAGAUUCUUCUUCAACUGAACCCCAUUACCGACCCGUACGGAGUUACCCUUAUGAUCGAUCAACUCGCACUGAGAGGUCGCCAGCAUGACCAGCUGAUAGAGAUUUGUUCGGACGACGCUUAUGGUCAGGCAUGGGAUUUCCUUGCUAAUAUUCAGAUCUCUUUGUCUCUGGCAUAUCUCCGAUCAGGAAAGCCCCAAGAUGCAAGAAGACAAUUGGCCGUCGCUAUGCACAAGUACCCUUAUAUCCUGUCUGCAUUAGCAACUGCGCUGGACGUCUCACCUCUGCCAAAAUCCUUGUGGGCAAAACUACCAUCCACUGAUGCUGAGAAACUGCACACGCAGCUCUACGUGACACGUGCCAAAGACCUCUGGAACACUCCAGAGACCAUAAGUCUGCUUGUUGAAGUGGCAGAGACGUUGUCGCAUUACAGCGAUGCCAUAUCUGCGGCAGCGCCUGCUCCAAAGCUAGAGAUCUCAUUAGAGGAAGCUCGCCACAUCAUGUUGCUCGAAAUACCCUCACUCAUCUCCCUCUUACCACGAUCCUUCACCUCCAGGCCUACCUCUUCCUACGAUGUCUUACCUCCCCCAACAUCCGACGCAGAUGGCUUCGUCGUACGUGCUCCAGCCGGUGCACAAGGUGCUGAAGGCCCAUUGCAGGCCAUCUUCAAUGCCGCUGGUGCCACUGCUGGCGCCACAGGAGGCCUCCUUACACGAUUAAUGCAAUGGUUUCAGACUCCCGCAGGUCCUAACGACGUAAACGGUGAGUCCGAUGGUCAGGCUGCUUUGCAGGAAUUCCAACAACUACUUGGCGAGGACCUAUCGCCGGAGCUCGUGCAGCAAGUCUUACAGCUUGAACUCGACGGCCACAACGGUCCUUCCAAUGAGCCUGUGACGGCUGCUGGUCUCGGUAUGGUCGGGGGAUGGGAUUACUACCAAGAUGCUGAUCAGGAGAACUCUGAGGUCAACGAAGAGGACGAGGAUAGCAUGCCUGAGUUGGAACCCUUGUCAGACGACAACGAGCCAUCUCAGCCUGCGUCGGUGUUUCGUAAUCCGCGGGCUGCUAUGGUCGAGGAAGAUGAUGAUGAGAACGAAGAUCGACCUUCGCAUUCAAGUCACCAGCCAACCGGGGGCGCUGUGCUGCGGCACGUAGACUCGGACUCAGAAAGCGAAGACAUCACGUCUCGUUCUGCAAGGGUCCAACCGGCUCCGACACCGCCUACGGCAUCGGCAGGUGCAGGUUCAAGCAGUGGUCCCUCGGGUGCGACAUCUGAUGAAUCCACCUUCGCCGACCCGCAGCGUCUACAGCGUUGGCUGAUCACCUCUGGUCUAAGUGAUCUCCAAUCGAAGCCGGAAACACUAAGCUUGUAUGUGUCUAGGCUGAAAACGCUCCCUCGCAAAGCACAGCAAGACUGGGUGGUUAGUAUGGUCAGACAACGAGCCGGAGCAGACGUGGAGGAAAGAGUGAAGUCUGCUCUCCGUUGA